Molecule: messenger RNA, 2065 nt
Organism: Prorocentrum cordatum
Lineage: Eukaryota; Dinophyceae; Prorocentrales; Prorocentraceae
Source: the annotation of a GenBank genome assembly
GUUUGAAUACCACUACGGCGUGACUGGCACAGUUACGCGAAGCAGAAGAUCACCAGGCGAACUCGGAUCGCUAUGCGAGCCGACCUGCCAUAGGCAAACUCAUGCGAUAAAAUGUAGCCAAGGGGGGGGGCAGAAUUUACGAAAGACGUUGUGAUCGAAGUGGCGUGUUCGAACAUGUUGCGCCAGAGCAAGAACCGCCCCACGCACACCUCCGAGGCGAGCGACGGCUGGUCAUUGCGAGCACAGCCGAAACCAACAACUAAUGCCCGACUCAAAACUAAUGCCACAACGGUGCUGACCGACGUGCCCUCGGCGAGGGCACGGGCGAGCGCGCGACGCGGGCCGGCACGCGAGACCCGGCGAAGGCUCCCCGCCAACACCACGGCGACCAGCUGCGCUGAGUGGGGGGCCACUUGGCCGCCGAGUUGUUUUUUUGGGGGGAGCUGAGGAGGAGGAGGAGGAGGCAGGUGGGAGGGGAGGUGGAACAAAAAAAAAGCUACCCCCUGCGACGCCGCGGGCGCGCCGCGGCUGGGGCAGGCCGGCGCAGAAGCCGUCGGCGCGGGCCGGCACGGCGGGCGGCAGCCCGUCGAGGACGCAGACGGAGCAUGCAAGCAGGGAGGGGACGAGAGGGAGGGAGGGGAGGGAGGAGUAGAACCAGAAGCCGCCGGCGACAUGCCAUUCGGAUUCAGGAGACGUCCAGGUGGCGGCCUCCCCUGGCAGACUGUAGCAAGGAAGGCCUGCGAGUCGAAAGUACGGCCUGCACAUGCGCAUCUAGUAAAGUGGCUGUAUAUUCCGGAGACAUAAACAGCUGUCUUGACGCACUUGAUAACGCCAACGCAGCCACUGCGAGUUAUCACUGCCAGCGCCGGCUGUGGUCAUUGGGGCGUGAGGCGAGCUCGCAACCUCCAUCCAACACGUCGGACGAUUCUAGCUCGCCUGGCUCCAAAAUCUGCCGAAGGCAAACCCUCAGAAACACUUCCCAUGAACAAUGGUGGGGCCUGGCUCAUCGUACUCCCCGAAGGCAAACCCUCAGAAACACUUCCUAUGAACGAUGGUGGGGCCUGGCUCAUCGUACUCCCCCUUGGAGAUCCACAUCUGCUGGAAUGUGCUCUUCGAGGGAAGGAAAGAACGACCGAUCCACACUGAGUACUUGCGCUCGGGCGGAACCACGACCUUAUUCUUUGUGGAAGGAGCCAACGCCGUCGGCUCCUUGGUCACGCGCUCGCUGAUGCCUGGGAACAUUGUGGUGACACCAGACAGCACCACGUUGGCGUACAGGUCCUUGCGGGUAUCGACAUCGCGUUCCAUGACCGACUGGAACGUGGUGUCGUGGAUACUGGUCUUCCUUGCCCGCGAACUUAAGCUGAAAGAGCAACUCUGGGCAACGGAAGCGCUCGCUGCCCAGGGUUAUGGUGUUCCCGUCAGGGAGUUCGUACACUUUCUCCUUGUCGGAGCCCUCAGCGGUGACCUUCAUCUCGGAGUCGAUGCCGAGCGGGAUUUAGCAGAAUUCUUCCCGCAACGCCAGGUCCAGGCGCAGGAUCGCAUGCGGCAGCGCGUAGCCCUCAUGUGCGACACGUGCGACGCGCCAUCGCCGGAACCCAUGACCAUCCUACUGGUGCGGACUGAGAAGUACCGCGAGAAAACUGCCUGGAUCGCGACGUACAUCGCUGGCACGUUGCACGUCUCAAACCUGACCUGCGUCAUGCGACCGCGAUUCGCCUUCGGGUCCACGGGCACCUCCGAGAAGACCAGGGGGUGCUCCUCCGGAGCUACGCGGAGCCCGUUAUAGAAGGUGUGGUGCCAGAUCUCCCCCAUGUCGUCUCAGUUGUUCACGAUGCCACGCUCGAUUGGGCACUUCAGGGUCAGGACGCCGCGCUUGCUCUGGGCCUCGUCGCCCGCGUAGCUGUCCAUCUGGUCCAUGCCGACCAUGAACCCUGGCAUCAGAAGAAGCUGCACCCCUGGGGCGGACAAGGAGACAGUGCAACCUGGCGCGAGCCAAACGCACUGAGAAAAUAAAACUCUUCACACCUGGGGUGAACCAGGAGGCAGGCUGACGCCUGGGGCG